This is a messenger RNA of Paramuricea clavata, 360 nucleotides long. The record is from the annotation of a GenBank genome assembly. NCBI's taxonomy places the organism in Eukaryota, Metazoa, Cnidaria, Anthozoa, Malacalcyonacea, Plexauridae.
AUGGCUGUUGUGCAGUGCUUGAAAGGAAACUGGAAAACCUUUGGUGAUUUUGCGGAUUCAGUUUUCAAUUUCCUCAUGAAAUUAGCUCAUGAUUGUCGUGCAUUAAGACUAGAUUUUGUCGCAGACCGGUAUCCUGCUCUGAGUAUCAAGAACACUGAGCGAGUCAGACGCGCUACACAAGGAGUUCAACGAGUACACAUCUAUGGCCAAGAGCAGAACAUCCCAAAGCAAUGGAAAAAAUUUCUGAGUGCUAGAGAUAACAAAGAAUCGUUAUUGGAAUUCUUCAUCAAACAUUGGAAAUCAUACAAGUCAUGCCAGUUUGCUUCUGUUUCUGUUUUUUUAUGCAACAUCGAAGAAUAA